Diatraea saccharalis (sugarcane borer) is the source of this 1737-nucleotide messenger RNA. Lineage: Eukaryota; Metazoa; Arthropoda; Insecta; Lepidoptera; Crambidae. The record is from the annotation of a GenBank genome assembly.
UUGUUUAAUGUGUAUGGUUUUAUUUUAUUUUAACUUCUCUUCUUCAUAGAAAUAUCUGCUUGACAAUGAAAUAAGAAACGCUUCAAAAUAGACAACAAGGAACGAUUAAAGAAUUUUAGAGUUAUAUAUAAAUUAGAAUAACCUAAAAUGAGCUCUCACAUAGAAUCCCUCGAAGCGUCUACGGACUACGAUAAAAACAAUCCUACCAAUAGUAACAUUAGUGCUCCAAAGAGUGACGAUGAAGACGCGCCCUCGAGUAAAAAAAUUGAAGAACAUACUUCCGUAGUUGCUGCACAUUACAAUCAUUUAAAAGAAAAAGGUUUAAAAGAAAGAUUCAACUCUCCUAUUUUUUAUCUAAGGAAUUUUAAUAAUUGGGUAAAAAGUGUUCUUAUCCAAGAAUAUACAGACAAAAUACGAGAAAAAGACUAUGGAAAACCAUUAAAAGUAUUGGACAUAUGCUGUGGCAAAGGUGGUGAUUUAAGCAAAUGGCAGAAAGCUAGAGUUGAACGUGUAAUUUUUGCUGAUAUAGCCAAAGUGUCAGUACAGCAAUGUGAAACAAGAUAUGAAGACCUACGACGGCGAUGUGGGCAUCUAUAUUCAGCAGAAUUUAUAGCAGCAGAUUGUACUAAAGAUACUCUGCGUGAUAAAUAUGCCGAUCCAUCAAUCAACUUUGAUAUUGUCAGUUGCCAAUUUGGUUUUCAUUAUAGUUUUGAAAGUCUAAUCCAAGCUAGAAGAAUGCUCACAAAUAUAUCUGAAUGUUUAAAGCCAGAUGGUUAUUUUUUUGGGACCAUUCCAGAUGCAUAUGAGAUUGUCUCUCGAGCUCAAAAAUCUCAAAAUUUUGCUUUUGGAAACAGGAUUUUUAACAUAAAACUACUCUUUGAUCCAAAAGAGGGCUAUCCACUUUUUGGAGCAAAAUAUGAUUUUCAUUUAGAAGGUGUAGUGGAUUGCCCAGAAUUUCUUGUUAAUUUUGAUCUAUUAGUGAAAUUAGCUGCAGAGUAUGGUUUGGAAUUAGUGUACAAAGCAAGAUUUUCCGAUUUUUACAAAGAUCAUACAGAAAAAUAUAAGCAGCUUUUACAAAGAAUAAUUUGCUUUGAAAGUUACCCAGCACGUCCUGGUAAAGAGCUAAUAGGAGAACCAUCAGAAUAUGAACAUGCACGCAUCAUCUGGGAUGAAAUGGAUAAAAGCAAUACUAGAGAUUGUAUUGGAACUAUGAGUGUAUGUGAAUGGGAGGUAGCAACAAUAUACAUGGCUUUUGCUUUCAAGAAACAAAAACAUGUAUGGGACUCUAAUGGCAAGCCCUCCUACAUAACUUCUGCAGAUAAGAAAUGAUGUUGAAAAUUAUAUUAUUAAUAAUGAAAUAAUUAAAAUGAACUACAUAAUGAUGAUAAUUAAAUAAAAUAUUUUAUAAGUUUAUGUAAAAUGUUUGUAACUUUUUUUUCAUGUAAAGGUACAGACAUACAAGGUAUAGACAAUUAACUUGUCAUUGAUCAUUAAGUUCGUGUAAUUUAUUAUACAUCAUAUACAUAUAUUAUAACAUCAUUAUAAAAAACAAAGUUGACAGCUUCUUUUAUCAUUCAACUCUGCCAAUGUCAAGUGAAUAAUAUCUACAUGUAAAAUGGAAAUGAACGAAAAUUGGAGAUUUUUUUUUUUCAAGCUACCAUUUCUUUUUGUAUUGACAUAAGAAAGUUUAUUAUAUGACAUAGGUUGGCGCCGUGCGGAGUAAGUCUGCGAUGACCU